This is a messenger RNA of Helicoverpa zea (corn earworm), 2021 nucleotides long. RefSeq lists its product as uncharacterized. NCBI's taxonomy places the organism in Eukaryota, Metazoa, Arthropoda, Insecta, Lepidoptera, Noctuidae. The record is from RefSeq and is a predicted model, not a curated record. The transcript has 4 exons. Bases 114 to 485 code for a protein of 123 amino acids.
UUUCGGAACUUUCGAGAAACUAUCAGUUUUUCGGUGUUAGAUAUAAAAUCCGCUGAGGUCUCGGGGACUUCUGUGUUCUUCAAGAGAUAAUAGGUUGGACCGGGGCCCUCAAAAUGAAUCAAAACUCUAGGAACAUUUGCGCCUCGGAUCUGGUGGCCCAGUUUCUCCAAACUGUGGAUGACUGCAAGGCAUUGACUUCAACCCGCAAGGUCUUGGCUCCUAUUCCGGCAGCUAGGCGGGAGGUUGACCCAUCCGAGCUGCAGCGCUUAGACGACUACUUCGAUAGGAUGGCAGACUUGAUCAUGCGAGCUCCGCGCCGCCCUCAUGACUAUACCAAGCCAGAUUCUACUCAAGGCAAUACCGAGAGGAAUAGGCGUCCAGUUCCCUACAAGAUUAAGCCGAGGCCCGUGAAGGUCGUGUCCACGACGCCUGUGACCGUCACUCAGGAGAAUGAGCGCGUCACUCCAUCGGGCCCCAGCGAGUAAACUGUUCGAGAAUUCGCGCCUAAAUGCAUGGUCAAUUUCUAUGUCCUUUGUACCUGACCUGUACGUAAUGAGCUGAAUUUUGCUCUGGUUAGUUCAGAUCAAAGCGUAGGAUCCAUUUGGAUGGAAGGUUAUAAUGAAAGUAGCUAAUAUCUUGUGACAGUGUUCAGGUACCUAUUUCGUUAUAUUUACAAGAUUUAUACUACUUUUAAUGUCCCUAAGAUGAUUUACUAUUUUGUAAGUUGAACUUUUGAUAGUUUUAUUCAUAUCUAUUUUUUAUUAAGGCAAGUGAAGCGUGUCAAAAUUUGUAAGUAUUUAAGAGUUAGGGACUUUUUAAAGAGUAUUGGUAAGAUCAUGUUGAGACUGAAAAAAGAUUGAAUUAUUUUUGAACGUAUUUCUAAAAAUAUCCUUAGCGUGCUUUGGAUUGUAAAAAUUAAAAUUGAUGAAUAAAACAAAAUUUUUAGAGAAGUAAAGGGAGAUAUGUAUACGUUAACGUCAAAAGCAGAAAUUAAUUAAAAUUAAAACUUUGAGAAAGAAUCAUGGUAAAAAUUUUGGUCACUUAUAAAGUGAAUUUUGGUCAAACGAUUUGGUCCUCAUGGCUUCAAUUAAGCCAAAAUUAUUCUAAUAUUCUGUAACUCACUGUUAUUUUGUCACUAUUCUGUAAUUCUCCUGCUAUCUCUUUGUGAUUUCCAUAAUCUAUCUUGACCAGAUGAAAUGCAUGCACUAAUAGUGCACCAGGCCGCGACCGAGAACUCAAGGGAUAUUCCGAUUGCAUUCAAAUAAUCAUAUUUCUGGGUGUUUCUCUAUGUGGUAGUUAGAACAGGCAAAACUGUUUAGCUAAUAAGGUAUAUAAUCAUUAUAUCUUAUAUAUUAACAUAUUGAGAUUGUUAUUUGGGAAUAACCAGGAUUUUGAUGAUGUUUGCCUCGUCCUGCACGUUGAGUACCGAACUGUUGUUCCGUGUCGAGAUAUCGGCACUUUUGUACCAACGUUUUAUUAUAGUUUAGUUUUACUCUCUUGUAAACACUCUCACACUCAGUACCAAAACCACCGGUAGCACCGAUAAAAGCUCGUCGAUGCACAUGCGUAGCUUCAGGCUUACAAGAUUAUGCCAAAAAUUCAAAAUUUUAUUCGAUUUGUUUUAAGGACGAGGACUUAGGUUAGGCGCCCUUCCCGCAGAGGGAAUACAGGGUUGGUACUGAAACCUACCACAGGAUUGACUUAUUAAUGUAAGAUGUAAUUUCUUGGCACGACAAUGAAAUUGCGUGCCCUUGCACCCUGUUCGAAGACAGGUAGAUACUUCUAAUGGAGUCAGCAGGAUGUUUUAAUAUCAUGGUAUGUUUUGAAAUAUGAACAGGGCUUGUCUUAUUAAGCGAUGGUAGAUGAUAUGUUACCAAGCGUAAGCACUAGAAAAUAUUGAAUUUGAUGAUAAGAAAAAAGAUCUCCGAAGAAUUCGAGGACGGAAUGUGUAAGCCAUCGCUGAAAUAAUAAUGAUAUUUACUGAAUCUAAAUAUGUACUUAAAUUAAAAAUAUGUAUAUCA